AUGGAGCGGGCUCCAAACCUGCACUGCCUUUGGGCACUGAAUGUGCCACCUCAAGGUCAGCGUGGUCCUGCCAUCACCUGGCGAGCCCUGGCAGGAGGGACAGCUCCCCUUCCGUGCCAGUCCUGCAGCCCAAGCAGACAUCCUCUUCUUCCUCAGCUUCUCCUCUGCAUCUUCACCUUCGCCAUGGUCCUGGUGCCCGAAGCCAAGGACCAGAGCAAGGCAGCCAAGGGCAGGAGAAGGGGCCUGGCACGGCCACCAACAGCCCCCCCUGCCCUGGCCUGGGUGCCCGAGGACCCCUACAGCAGCAUGGCAGAGUACGAGCACAGCAUCCAGGACAUGGUGCGCCAGCUGAGGAACGGCUCCAAGCCGGGGGACACCAAGUGCCAGGUGAACCUGAGGCUCUGGAGGUCCAACCGGAGGAGCCUGUCCCCCUGGGCCUACAGGAUAAACCACGACGCCGCACGGAUCCCGGCAGACAUCCCCGAGGCCCGCUGCCUGUGCACUGGCUGCAUCAACCCCUUCACCAUGCAGGAGGACCGCAGCAUGGCCAGCGUUCCCAUCUACAGCCGCCUGCCCGUGCGCCGCCGCCUCUGCCCGGCCCGCCGGCCCUCGGGCAACGAGAAGUGCCCCAAGAAGUACCAGAUGGUGAUGGAGACCAUCGCUGUGGGCUGCACCUGCAUCUUCUGA
Messenger RNA from Lonchura striata (white-rumped munia), 687 nucleotides. The record is from RefSeq and is a predicted model, not a curated record. Lineage: Eukaryota; Metazoa; Chordata; Aves; Passeriformes; Estrildidae.